This is a messenger RNA of Parnassius mnemosyne (clouded apollo), 987 nucleotides long. The record is from the annotation of a GenBank genome assembly. NCBI's taxonomy places the organism in Eukaryota, Metazoa, Arthropoda, Insecta, Lepidoptera, Papilionidae.
AUGUUGUGGAUAUUUUACGCGUUUCUCUUUAUUGUUAAAUCUGUUACGUCAGAGAAGGAAAUAUUUAAUAGUAAUGGAUGGCGACCAAUAACUAGGGAAAGAGUUUUAAGCGGUUUCGAUGACAGCAUAAUUCCUAAUCUUAAUUUUAAACAAGAAUACCAUCAAAACACAAAUAAUUUCGGCUUGGAAAAAUAUAAUCUAGAGGAUCAAGAAAAUUUCAGAAAUUUAUUUGAACCUGGCUCCGUGACUUUUUCCGGAGCUAUCGCAAAAAAUAAAUUUGGACAAGGUGUAAACAGAGAUGAUCAUACAAAAAAUAACAAUUUUAAAAUUAUUUCAACUACUGAAAGACAUCGAACAUCUAAAGAUAUUUCUAGCAAAGCUUUCUAUAACGUUGUCAAUGACGUUAUAUCUAUUCAAAAUAAGACUAGACCUAACAGUAUGGAUGCCGUCACCCAACAAGGAGAUAUAUAUAAAGCUAAACUAGAUUCAAAUAAAUAUGAAGUAAAUGAAGAUAAUGAAGACGAGGAAUUUCUAAAAGGCGAUGGAAGUAAUUUUAACGUUAAUAAAGAUUUAGAUAAUCUAUAUUAUACAGUCAACAAAACGUUCCCAGUUGACAGAGAUAAUAAUAAAAACUAUUUUACAAGUAAACUCUUAAACAUACUUUCUAAUUACAAUAUUAGAGUAAACGAUGUUUUACCAAACUACGAACUAUCCCGAGAAACAACUAGACGCAGUCCGCCUAAACAAGAAUUUUUACUUUUGCCUAUUCCCAUUAGAUAUUCUAGCAGAUAUAACAACCUUAAUCACGUAACAGUUGAUCCCUUGUUAGCCGUGUUCCUGUCUAACUACGGUUACUACAUACCGGGUCAGUACGGCUUACACAACAAUUAUCAAAAUUUGUACGGUUACUUGGCCUCAAAUAACAUACAUAAUAAUAAGCCUUUUGGUUCUUAUAAAAUAUUUGCGGACACUGAUUCAUCUAAUUGA